AUGAAGCUUCUAAAACCCAGUUGGGUUAAUCACGAUGAUAAACCAAUUUUUUCUGUUGAUAUUCAUCCGACGGGGAAGCGUUUUGCUACUGGUGGACAAGGAGGAGACUCCGGCAGAGUUGUUGUUUGGAACUUAAAUUCUGUAUUGUUUGAAGCCGUGGAGGUAGACCCUAAUGUACCCAAAAUGCUCUGUCAAAUGGACAAUCACUUAGCUUGUGUAAACUGUGUUCGAUGGAGCAAUGGUGGGCGAUAUCUAGCAUCCGGUGGAGAUGAUCGCCUUGUUAUGGUGUGGGGACUAAGUGUAGCUCCAUCAGCACCUGGCAAACACAAGACUGAGAUGUGGAGGUGUAUAUCAACAUUGAGAGGACAUGCUGGUGAUGUCCUUGAUCUUGCAUGGUCACCACUGGAUAAAUGGCUGGCUAGUUGCAGUGUGGACAAUACCAUCAUCAUUUGGAAUGCUGAAAAGUUUCCUGAGAUGGUCUGUGUGUUAAAUGGUCAUACUGGCCUGGUUAAAGGAGUUGCAUGGGACCCAGUGGGCAAAUACUUAGCAUCACAAUCAGAUGACAAGUCACUGAGAGUUUGGAAAACAGCUGAUUGGGCGCAAGAAACUGUUAUAACUGAACCAUUUGAGGAAUGUGGAGGUACAACUCACGUGUUGCGACUAUCAUGGUCACCAGACGGUCAGUAUGUGUUGUCCGCGCAUGCUAUGAACGGUGGAGGGCCCACAGCGCAGGUCGUCGAGCGAGACGGCUGGCGAUGCGACAAAGACUUUGUGGGCCACCGCAAAGCUGUCACUUGUGCUCGCUUCAAUAGUAACAUCUUCGUGAAGGAAGGCAAGAAGUGCUGCUGUGCGGCGGUGGGGUCCCGCGACCGCGCGCUUUCCAUCUGGCUCACGUCACUGAAGCGGCCACUGGUGGUGGUGCAUGACCUGUUCAGCGACAGCGUGCUCGACUUAUCCUGGAGCUCAGACGGAUUAAAUCUAUUAGCCUGUAGUUCAGAUGGCACUGUUGCAUGCAUACAAUUCACCAACAAAGAGAUUGGCACACCCCUCACACUUGAAGAAAAGAAUGCGUUCUACGAAAAGAUAUACGGGAAAUGUUUAAUAAAUGAGUCUGGUGGUGAUUUGACAUCAAACUUGCUCGUCGAGUGUCCAGAAAUUCUAUUGGCAAGGGAAAAGCAGGAGGCUAAGAAAGAAGCCGCCAAGGAAGAAAUCACACCCAAAAGCGAAAAGUCACAAAGCGUUCCAGCGACGACACCUCCAGUGUGUAGCGGAAUUAGUGUCACGCCGAGCGGAGCCCUAAUAAGCACCCCAGUACGUCCCAUUGAUAGACAGAUCGAGACACGAACGUCCGAUGGCAAGCGAAGAAUCACGCCCGUCUUCAUACCGCUCACUCACGCGGACGCAAACGAGUCGUUAGCAUCUCAGCCUGGUGCUCCAGAAAACUGCUUCAGCACGUCCUCACAGAGCAAAUCUCGCAUACGAGUAGAGCGCCGAGAUGAUAUCAUCAUACAUCCCAAUGUCAGCAACCAUGCCAUAUCUCAGAGCAGCAAGACCAACGACAAUGCUUUGGAUCAGCGUCUUCGGAAGCGUGGCGGUGGUGGUCUUCCGGGUCCGCGGGCUGACGAGGUGCAGGCGCACGCGGGGGCGGGCGUGGGCGCGGGCGGCGAGGGGCCUGCGAGCGCUGCGGGGGCGGCGGUGGGGGGAGGCCCCCCGGCGCUGCCCGCCCCCGUGCUGGGCGCCGCCGGGCCCGUGGUGCGGGCGGCGGGACCACUGCGACUGCAGGUCGUAAAUAAGGCGUGUAACACUCAUUACGGAACUCUGUCACGGUUGCAACUCAUCCCUAACAACUCUGCAUCCAAUGAUCCUGUAUGGGAAACUUAUCUAGGUUCGCCGGUGACGUGCAUCGCGUGCGACGCGCGGUGGGUGUGCGUGUCGUGUGCGGACGGCGCGCUGCACGUGUGGCGUCUGGCGCGAGCACACGCCGCGCGCGCGCUGCCGCCGCUCGCACUGAUGUCCCAGGCCGCUAAAAUGACGCUAACAGGCGACACGCUGUUAGUGGUUACGACAUCAGCGGAACUCGCUAUAUGGGAACUUUCGAACGCUUCCUGUGUGAUCAGGCCUUUAUGUUUUAGGAACUUACUAUCACAUGGAGUGACUGUUACAAAUUGCUCACUUCUGGAGGAUGGCAACCCAAUGAUCUCAUUAAGUAAUGGAAAAAAUUAUAUUUACAGCAAGAAAUUAUGUGCAUGGGUGGUGUGGGCGGACGCGAGUGACCCGGUGCGGCGCGCGGGCGGCGGCUGGCGCUCGUCCCGCAGCGCGCGCGCGCCCCGCGCCUCCGCGCCGCGCGCGCCCGCCGCGCUGCUCACCGCACCGCGCACGCCCUCCGCCCCGCCGCCGCCGCUGCGCCCGCACACUAACGUCGCAAGUUGGCUGGAGGCGCAAGUGGCCUCAUGUCUACAUCUGAGACUGGCAAAAGACUACAAACAUUGGCUCUCGUCACUCUUCAGUCACCUUGUUAAUCACGGCACAGAAGACCAGUUGAGGUACAUACUAGACGACAUGCUCGGACCCAGUCACUGUACGUCGACGCCCAAGAAAUGGCAGUCCACAGUUUUGGGAAUAAAAAAACACGAUAUUCUUGAGGAGAUGCUUGCACUCCUAGUCAAACAACUCAGGUGGCAGAGGCUGUACACGGAGUACGCGGAUCAGCUGAACGACCUGAAGGAAACUGGCAGUAUCAUGAAUGGACAUUGA
Molecule: messenger RNA, 2754 nt
Organism: Parnassius mnemosyne (clouded apollo)
Lineage: Eukaryota; Metazoa; Arthropoda; Insecta; Lepidoptera; Papilionidae
Source: the annotation of a GenBank genome assembly